UCGUUUGUUUCUCAAUAAAUCGAUCACUUCGAGGACAUCUGCAAUUUUUUUUCAUUUUUACCCUGUACAUUUUUUUUGUAACAAUGUUUGAAAAACAUUAGCUUGCAAUUAUGAGUGAAUCGCAACCUGUAGUGAAAAUUAUUUAUUACAAUGGUAAUGAUGAUGUGCCAACUUCCAUCAGACUUUCAGUUCCACCAGAUCAAGUGACUCUCAGUGAUUUUAAAUCUGCCAUAAACAUAAAGCCAUCAUGUGAACACAAAUUUUUCUUCAAAACCAUUGUUGAGGGUGUGGGUAUAGUUAAAGAGAAAAUAAUGGAAGAUGAUGUCAAGUUACCCUUCUUUAAGGGUAAUAUCAUCUGUUAUAUUGAGUCUCUAGAGUUGGAUUGUCUGUGUGAUGUUGGCCAUAGUAGACGUGUUUUUAAUCAUCAUUCACAUCCACAUUCUCUUUCUCAUUCCCAUCUACAAUCCCAUUCUCAUCUUCAUUCUCAUUCUUCUCAUUCUUCUGCUCAUUCACACUCUCACACACACUCUCACCCUCCCAAUUAUCACCAUCAAGAUGAAUACUAUUCAGAAGACGAUGAUGAUGAUGAAACAAGUUCAAGGAUCUCAUCUUCUACAAAUGGAACCUCAGUUAGUCGUCCUAGAUUGCGUAGGAAGAAGCUUAGGAAGCGACACAUGUCUAAUGCAUCAUCCGUCUCCAGUGUCACUGAUAAUUCCAGUUGUUAUUUUGGAGCAGUAAUCAAAACCGUUAUUUUAAGCGCGGAUGAUAAAUUGCAUCUCGGAAUGAGCUUAGCUGAAGGUUUAAGUGGCGCACAAAAUGGUAUUUAUGUUGGUUCGCUUAUUAAAGACGGAGCAAUAGCUGCAGAAGGAACUAUUCAACCUUUCGAUAUGCUUCUUCAAGUUGAUGAACACGUUUUAUCUGAUAUGACAAUUGAUGAGGCUCUUGAAAUAAUUCGAGAAAGUAUCCAAAAACCGGGACCAAUGAAACUUGUGGUAGCCAAAAAUUAUGAAUCAAAUCAAGAUAAUUAUUUUCCUAACACUCGAGAUGAGCCAAUUCAACCUAUCAAUUUAGAAGCUUGGACAGCGACCGGCUUUGAUGAAGGAGUCGGUCAUCAAUCCUCAGGAUCUGCUUCUACUUCUCUCAGUCAUUCCUCAAUGCCUAUCUCUGAGCGAAAUCAUCUUUUACCCGAAACAGCAGAACUUUCAGUGACAAAUAGCACCAUGUUUACUAUAGCAAAGAGUGCAGCUAGACCAGGAAGUGGUUUGACUGUAAAAAAUAGAAAGUGGCUGAAAAUGACAAUCUUAAGAGCUUUUGUAGGCCGAGAUUUAGUGGACUGGUUAUAUAAAAAUGUCAAAGGAUUUAGUCGACGCAAAGAAGCUUAUAAAUACGCUAAACAGAUGCUGGAAAAUGGUUAUAUUAAACUUACUAUAGCUAAAAAAUUUUCAGAAAAUAGUUACUACGUGUUUGACGAGAAGUUUUAUUGUGAAGAUGAUGCAAUGUAUUCGCAAUUUUCUACUCAUUUUAAUUAAAAUUAAUCUUUUUUACAUUUUCA
Molecule: messenger RNA, 1552 nt
Organism: Tetranychus urticae (two-spotted spider mite)
Lineage: Eukaryota; Metazoa; Arthropoda; Arachnida; Trombidiformes; Tetranychidae
Product: Segment polarity protein dishevelled
Biological process (GO): intracellular signal transduction; canonical Wnt signaling pathway
Cellular component (GO): cytosol
Molecular function (GO): frizzled binding
Source: RefSeq, a predicted model, not a curated record